Messenger RNA from Durusdinium trenchii, 1522 nucleotides. Lineage: Eukaryota; Dinophyceae; Suessiales; Symbiodiniaceae. The record is from the annotation of a GenBank genome assembly.
AGGAUGGUUACUACCGACAGAUUGAUGGCUUCUGUGGAAAAUGUCAUGAAAUUUUUCAGGUACCUUUGGUACCGGUGAUUUUGCUGAUUGGAGCUCCUAUUGCUUUGAUCAUCAUCAUGAAAUUUGGCACACAAGGCAUUUCCAAGACCCGGUUCUCCACCUUCAAUGAAUUUCUGGGCAUCGGCUACGUGACCGUGGUCUUCAUUCAGACCUUGGGAACCAACAUGAGCAUCAUGCCGGAUGUCCCGGGAGUCCUGGGCUCCUCGUUGGCCUGGACAGCGGCGAUCCAAGACAUUACGUCGCAGUUCCGACUGCAAUGCUUUCUCCGCAUGAGCUUCGCGGUGGAGUUUGCGCUGAAGCUCCUGGCCCCAUUGUACGGCAUGCUCCUCUUCGUGGCCAUGUACUGGAUUAGUAAGCUUUGCAAGCGCCUGACCUUGGACAGAGACGUGGUCAUCGGUACCUACGGGAGCUUCUUCGUGGCCUUCUUCAUCUCCAUCGCCAAUCUGUCCUUGAAGCUCUUCCAGACUUACGAGCACCCCAAUGGAGAAAGGUCCAUGAUUUCCGAGCCGGCUGUCAUCACAAGCUCAGAUACAUGGUUGAGCAUGGUUGCGGGUACAUCACUGUCCAUUUGCUUGUAUUGCGUGGGUGCCACAGCGGGUAUCGUUUAUGCGCUCUACAAUGCACCCACCUUCUUCAAGGAUCCGGGCUUUCGCAAGCGAUGGAAGUUCCUGUUCCUUUCCGUGCGACCCUCCACGUACUGGUGGGUCACUGCUUCCUUGGUGAAGGCCUUUUUCUUGUCGCUGACCACCAUUGUCUUCCAGCGACCCAUGGGUCAGACCAUUUGGCUCGGAACUGGUUUGAUGCUCUACUUCUUGGCAGUCUUUUGGUUCCUGCCAUGGCGAACGGCCACAUUGCUUUGGUUGGAUGUGGCGCUGCAUUACCUGCUGGCCGUUCUUUGUUUGCUGAUGCCUUUCUUUGUCCCGGCCAAUGAAACCGAGCUCAUCGAUGCAGCGACGGUCUUCUUGAUGGUCUGUGUCGUCGGCAUCAUGUGCGCAGCACUCUGCGUCCUUGGGGUUCUUCGAACACAAUCACCAAGUGCACAGAGGCAAUGGAGGUUGACCUAUGAACAGGAUGCCCGGAAGUUUGUGGAAGUCUUCCAGGUGAUGAACGAUGCGCAGCUCAUGGCAGAUGUUCUGCAUGGCUUGGUGGAUGUGGACUAUACCCUGACCAUUAGCGUCAUGAAGAUUCUCAGUGUGGAGCUGCUCGGAAACACCGAAAGUGGCCGUUUGAUUUGGAGGAAGGGUGGCCGCCUCGGAACCAACAAGAAGAAGGAGCGAGGUCCUGAUCUCCCAGAGGAAUUCUAAAUGUCUCCUGGCCGGACACCGAGGGAAGGAGUGAAAAACGAAAGGCUUUCAGAGAGAAACGACCGGCUGAGAAAGAAAGGGUCUCUAAAUGUCUCAGACAGGUCAGACAGAUCAGACAGCAGAUCUAAGCACCACCAAACAGGUCGACCGAUUUGGAC